AUGGCUCGCCUCAGUGGCCUGCCGUCGGAACACCACCACGAGGGCCCUGGUGACGCCCCACGACGCAAACGGGGCCGCCCCAGCAAGAACCAGACAUCGUCGCAGAUGUCCCAGUCCCAGUCCCAGUCCCAGUCCCAGUCCCAGGACGUGGCUUCCUCGAGCAAGCGCACUGCCUCGCCGCUAGAGCUGUCACAGACGAAGCGUGCCAAGCGCGUGCAGGACGACGACGAGGACCAGAUUGCCGAAGAGAUCCAGCAGUCGUUCUCGCGCUCACAGCGUGGAGACACUAUCCACGUCGACACGCAGAGCAGCACCUCUACCACCACCCGCCACAAUGGCCGCCGCCAUUCCGAGUUCCCAGCCUCAGUCGCUGUCAUGGACGACGACGACGACGACGAGGAAGACCAUCUUGCACCCGAGUCGGCGCAGGCUUCCAUCGGUGCCGUCAAGCGCGACCACACGACCAUGCGCCGUGUUCGUCACUCGCUGCCCGCCCAGCUUGGUGUGGAGCGUGUCGACGAGGAGAUCGACAACACCCACUUCCAGUACGCCCCCCUCACCGCCGUUCUCGACGGACGCACCCGCCGCCGUCUCCGCCGAAGCCACCUCAGCCAGGAGGUCAACAGCUACGAGGACCACCAGAAGAAGGACAAGAAGCAGAUGCUGCAGCUCCGCGAGCAGCUGCAGGCACAGGACGCCAAGAUCAAGGAUCUAGAGUACCGCUUGGAGGCCAGCCGUCUGGGCAACAUCGACGUGAGCACACCCGAACUGGCGCAGGAGCUCAACGAAGCCCGGGAGGAGCUCAACGCUCUGCGUGCGUCAUCGCUGUACAACGGCAGCGAGCGCGAGGACAGCCGCGAGAUGAGCAUGUUCGACGGUCCCGCAGACAUGUCCGACGACGAGGGCCAGCCAAUGAUGUUGGUCCACCCAGACGAACUCAGCCUCUCUCGCGAUAUCGACCUGAUUGCCGACCCCAAGGGCAAAUACUCCCAGCGUGUCGAGGAGCUCUCCAGCCAGAUGACCUUUGAGACUGUUCAGGAGGUCUCCCAGUUGGUUGAGGAUUCUCUCAUCGAGGACGACACUGCCAUCCCAGACAAGAUCCAGGACCAGGCCGUGGAGCGCUACGAACGGGAGAUCCAACAAUACACCCGCCAGCUCGCUGAGUCGCAGGGUGCUCUUCGCGUUGUCACCAUCGCGCUGCAGAACCUGCGCUUCCUCGAGCACGGCUCCACGAGCAACGAGAUUCUCGUGGAGCUACGCCAUAGCUUUGACGACCUUCGCCUGGAGAUUGAGCGCUUCUUCCCGAACAUGACUAUUGGCCUCACAAACCAGCAGCUUCUAUCCAAGAUUCCCGAGCUCUUCAGGGGUAUCUUCGCCGAGGUCAAGGAGAAGAUCACCCUGUUGAGCACCUCCCAGAAGACGGAGAUGCUGUUGCGCCGACAGUUCGAGGGCGUCCUGGAUCUUCUCGGCGAUUCAGAGGACCGCGUCAAGGAGCUUGAGCAGAAGGAGUACAGCCUCGACAAGAGCAACGAGGAGAAGCAGCGGACCAUCAUGGAUCUCGAGGAGCAGAUCACCACAUUGACCGAGCUGACUCAAGGCCAAGAGACUGAGCUGCGUGACCAGACCGCUCAGAUCGACGGACUCAACAGCGAAGUCGAGGAGAAGGACACCGCACUUGAGCGCCUUCGCGACGCCUCCGAGACCUACCGCAUGGACCUUGAAUCAGUCACGCUGACCGUCACCCGUCUCGAGACCGAGCAUGAACAGACCAUUGCGCGCAUGGAGCAGGAGCACAGUGAGCAGGUCAGUGCUCUUGAGGCAGACCUUACUGUCGAGCAAGAUGCUCGCGAAGCUGCCGAGACGGAUGCUCUGCAGAAAGGCGAGUACAUUGAGGAUCUUGAUCGUCGCAUCGAGAGCCUAGAGGCAGAGGUGGAGAAGCUCACCGAGGAGCUCACCCAGCUCGUUCAGCGACUCACCCAGCAGACUGAAGCCCGCGAAGCUGCAGAAGAGCAACGCGACGAGCAGGCUGAGAUCGCCAACGAGUACGCCAACACCAUUGAGGGACUAAACGAAACCAUCGUCGAUCUUCGUGCACAGAUCACGGAAUUCCAGGACAAUCUGGCCACCGAGCGUGCGCAGCGUGAGAAGACUGAGGCUGCCCUUGAUGACGCGAACGAGAAGAUUGAAGACCUCAACACCGCCGUGCAUAACGCCGGUAUUCAGGCAAACGAGCUUCGCGCCAAGUUGUUCCAGCUGCAACAAGAGAAGCAGCAGCAGAUCGAGGCGCUUGAGGAAGAGUCGCAAGAACGCGAGGAUGCCCUCAACAACCAGAUCGACACCGAGCAGGAGGCGCGCAUCGUUGCGGAGAAGACUGUCGAGAAGCUGAGCAAGCAGAUUGAGGAUCUUGAGGCCAACUUGGCGACUUACGACGUCGAUCUGGUCAACAUGACGGAGGCUCGCCAGCAGCUUGAACAGGACCGUGAGCAGCAGGUCGCCGUCCUCAACCAACAGCUCAUUGAUCUGAGGGCAAAGUACACCGCCCUGGAGAACUCUUCCAACUCCACCAUCGAAUCUCUGCAGGCCAACAUCACCGAUCUCAGCAACCAAGUCCAGCAACAGCAGGUUGAGAUUAAGCGUCUCAACCAGGUGAUUGCUGACAAGGAUGACCUCUACGAGCAGGACACUACCCUGCUCAAGGAGGAGGUCGUCGAGCUCAAGGAUGACCUUGCUGUCGAGCGUGCCGAUAACGAGAAGAACCAGAAGGAGAUUGCGUCUCUCUCCCAGCGAGUCGAAUCCGAAGCCAACGAGCUUCUCUCUAUGAUGAACUCGCACUCCAAGGAGUCCACGGCCCUGCACGCCACCAUAUCCACUCUCGAAGCGACCAUCAAAAACCACCAGUCCAACGCCGCAGAGUUCGCCGCCGAGCACGAAGAGACCGUCACCACUCUCGAGACCGAGAUCGAAGAGCUUAAGGUCAUGGGCACUGCGCAGAUCGAAACCAUCAACACCCUCACGACCCAAAUCGAAGAACUCAAGAAGCGCUUCGCCAAGCAAGAACAAGACACGCGCGAGACCAUUGACGCCCUCACGCUCUCCCACCGCCAACUCCUUGAGCAAAAUGAAGUCCUCGCCGCCGCACUCAAGGCGCGCAACGCCGACACUCUCAAGGCUGUCCAGGACAUGAAGGCCGCGCACGUCGUGGUCAAGGCUCGCGACGUUGAUCUACGAAAGGUCGCCACGGGCAAGAUUGUCAAGACUACGGAAAAGGUCAAGGUCGGCAAGAAGGGCAGCAAGAAGCGCAUGACGACGCGCAAUUGGCGCGAUUCAGGCAUGUUUGAGGAGCAGGAGGAUGACGAUGCGAAGGUUGGUGCGGAUGAAGUUGAUGAGGAUUUCUUGGCUGCAUAG
Molecule: messenger RNA, 3405 nt
Organism: Parastagonospora nodorum SN15
Lineage: Eukaryota; Fungi; Ascomycota; Dothideomycetes; Pleosporales; Phaeosphaeriaceae
Exons: 2
Coding region: 1-3405 (1134 amino acids)
Source: RefSeq, a predicted model, not a curated record